AUGUUCAUACAUCCAGAUUACAGCCCUGCAUCUCCAGCUAUCUACGAGUUACUUUAUGUACCACUGGAAGGACCGUUAAGACCUGUUCUUGAGUACAUUGAUCUGGUCAGCAGUGAUGAUGAAGAGCCUAGCACCUCUCAUAGUGAUGAUAACGUUAAGCAUAAAGACUAUAUUGACCAUCAGAAGGAUAAGGUUGCUUUAACUCUGGCUCGUCUAGCCCGCCAUGUUGAAGUGGAGAAACAGCAGAAGGAAGAGAAGAAUAGAGCAUUCAGGGAAAAAGUCGAUUUUCAGCAUGCUCAUGGGUUACAAGAAUUGGAAUUUAUUCGAGGACAUUCUGAUACAGAAGCGGCAAGACUGUGUGUGGACCAGUGGCUAAAAAUGCCAGGACUCAAAACAGGAACAAUUAAUUCUGGAACAAAAAGUUCAUUCCGAAGAGGAGGCCAAAUGCGAGUGUCUGGAAAACCAAUUUUAUGUCCCAUUAUGCACUGUAACAAGGAAUUUGAUAAUGGGCACCUUCUCUUAGGACAUUUGAAAAGGUUUGAUCACUCUCCAUGUGAUCCAACAAUUACACUACAUGGACCAUUCUUCAGUUCCUUUGCUUGUGUAGUAUGUUACAAAAAUUUUGUUACUCAACAGCAAUAUAGGGAUCACCUUUUUGCUAAGGAAGCUACAGAUGAUGAACAUAACAACAACCUUCUUCCUCAGAUUAUUCAGUGUUAUGCGUGUCCACAUUGCUUCCUUCUUUUUAGCAGCAAGGAUGAGUGUUUGAAGCAUAUGUCUGGAAAGAAUCAUUUCCAUCAGAAUUUUAAACUGGGUGAUGACCAGGGAAUAGCACAUCCAAUAUCAUUUCCAUCUUUUGCAAAGAAACUUCUGAUCUCUUUGUGCAAAGAUGUCCCAUUUCAAGUUAAGUGUGUGGCCUGCCACCAGACACUGCGUUCCCACAUGGAGCUCACUGCCCAUUUCAGAGUUCGUUGUCGAAAUGCUGGUCCUGUAGCUGUAGCUGAGAAGAGCAUUGCCCAAGUUGCAGAAAAAUUCCUAUUAAAAGGUUAUUGUCCAAAUUGCAACCAAGUCUUUAUGGAUGAAAACAGUACCCGAAAUCACAAGCAGAAUUCAGGGCACAAAAUCCGAGUCAUUACCUCAAUGGAAGAAUCAGUCUUACUUUAUUGCCACAGCAGUGAAGGGAAUAAACCUUCUUCUGACUUGCAUCUCUUGCUAGAUCAAUCAAAAUUUUCAUCACUUAAAAGAACUAUGUCUGUUCAAGAAUCUAGCUCACAAGAUUGCACCACUGUUCCAAAAAAGAAGAUGAGUUUAGAAGGUAGAAACCAUGAAGGUAUGGUUUGUGUUCAGAAGGAAAAGUCAGUUGUAAAAACUUGGUUUUGUGAAUGUCAUCAACGAUUCCCAAGUGAAGACGCAGUGGAAAAGCAUGUUUUCUCAGCAAACACAAUGUGUUAUAAGUGUGUGGUCUGUGGAAAGGUGUGUGAAGAUUCAGGGGUCAUCCGUUUACAUAUGAGCCGGAUUCAUGGAGGGGCACAUUUAAAUAACUUUCUUUUCUGGUGUCGGACAUGCAAAAAGGAAAUAAUGAGAAAAGAGGCUAUCAUGGCACACGUGACUGAAUUCCAUAAUGGACACAGGUAUUUUUAUGAGACGGAUGAGGUAGAAGGCGAAACGUUGCCAUCAUCUUCUGCAACGCUGGUGAGUAAUGUGACUGCUAAGAAUCCUUCUUCAGCUAUUACUGUUAUUGAUCAUUCUCCAGCAAACAGUCCUCCAAGGGGUAAAUGGCAAUGCCGAAUUUGUGAAGAUAUGUUUGAUUCCCAAGAAUGUGUAAAACAACAUUGCAUGUCUGUAGCAAGUCACCAGUUUCAUAGAUAUAGCUGUGCCCAUUGCAAAAAGACUUUUCACAAGAUAGAAACACUAUACCGCCAUUGCCAAGAUGAGCAUAACAAUGAAAUAAAGGUUAAGUACUUCUGUGGGCUUUGUGAUCUUAUCUUUAAUGUGGAAGAAGCAUUUUUAAGUCAUUAUAAGGAGCACCACAGCAUAGAUUAUGUGUUUGUGCCUGAAAAAACUGAAACUUCAAUUAAAACUGAGACAGAUUUUCCAGUAAUAGAGACCAGUAACUUGUUAACCUGUGGUUGCCAUGAGAGUUACAUCUGUAAAGUCAACAGAAAGGAAGAUUAUAGUAGAUGUCUCCAAACCAUGUUGGAUAAAGGUAAACUGUGGUUUCGCUGCAGCUUGUGUUCAGCAACAGCACAGAGCGUAGCCGACAUUAAUACUCAUAUCCAUCAAGUGCACAAAGAAGAAAACAGUGAAGAGGAAGAGGAGCAGCAGUAUGUGAUCAAGUGUGGCACCUGCACUAAAGCAUUUCAUGAUCCUGAGAGUGCUCAGCAGCACUUCCAUAGAAAACAUUGCUUUUUACGGAAACCCAGUGUGGCUCAUUUUGGAUCUGAGAAAACAAGCCCGUACAAGUUUGCUGCCAGUGCCUCACGUACAGAGAGAAAACUGAAACAGACAGUAAGCCCUCCAAAAAAUUCAGACGUGGAGAAAGGAGCUGAGAAUGACCUAAGCUGUCAGAAUAUAGAUGAAGAAGUUGUUGAGCUUCCAGAUUUGGAUUAUCUGCGAACCAUGACUCAUAUAGUCUUUGUAGACUUUGAUAACUGGUCAAACUUUUUUGGUCAUCUACCAGGCCACCUUAACCAAGGAACAUUUAUUUGGGGUUUUCAAGGAGGAAACACCAAUUGGAAGCCUCCACUCAACUGUAAGAUUUAUAAUUACCUGAAUAGGAUUGGAUGCUUCUUCCUUCAUCCUCGUUGUAGUAAAAGAAAAGAUGCUGCUGAUUUUGCCAUAUGUAUGCAUGCUGGCCGUCUAGAUGAACAACUACCCAAGCAAAUUCCUUUCACCAUCCUCUCAGGAGAUCAAGGUUUUCUGGAGCUAGAGAAUCAAUUUAAGAAGACUCAGAGGCCAGCACAUAUACUAAACCCUCACCAUUUAGAGGGAGAUAUGAUGUGUGCCUUGUUAAAUAGCAUAUCUGAUACCACCAAAGAAUGUGACAGUGAUGAUAACCUGGGUAUAAAAAAUACUUCAGUAGAAGAAGAAUUGAGAUCCACAGAAGAGAUAGAGACAGCCAGCGAGAGAGGGAACACAAGCAGGGGAGUGGGAGAGGAUAUGGAUCUCUUUCAGUUUCUUCCUGGAGUUUGUUGA
Molecule: messenger RNA, 3195 nt
Organism: Ailuropoda melanoleuca (giant panda)
Lineage: Eukaryota; Metazoa; Chordata; Mammalia; Carnivora; Ursidae
Gene: ZNF451
Product: zinc finger protein 451
Exons: 15
Coding region: 1-3195 (1064 amino acids)
Biological process (GO): protein sumoylation; negative regulation of transcription initiation by RNA polymerase II
Cellular component (GO): nucleus
Molecular function (GO): transcription corepressor activity; sequence-specific DNA binding; SUMO ligase activity
Source: RefSeq, a predicted model, not a curated record